AUGGCAAAGACCAGUGGUGAGGUGUUUGGCGUUGUUUUCAUGGCUGUGAUGGUUUUGGCAGCCUCAGAGAUUUACCCAGAAGAAAGAAACGCUCUGUUGCAACUCAGGGAUGGGCUUCAAUCCAAUGCCAAUUUGCAUUCCAAAUGGACAGGCCCGCCCUGCCAGGGGAAUAGCAGCAAUUGGCCUGGAAUUGCCUGCUCCGAUUGGCACGUUACGCGCCUUGUUCUCCCAGGGAUUAACCUCACAGGUUCCCUUCCCGUCUCUUUCCUGCAAAACUUAACUCUCUUGAGUAAGCUCGACCUCACCAACAACUCUAUAUUCGGCCCUCUCCCCAAUCUCUCCUCCCUAUCCCACCUCCAGUUCCUGUUCCUCUCGCAAAACCGGUUUUCGGGUUCUAUCCCGCUGGGAUAUAUUCAUAUCCCGAAUCUCAAAAAGUUGGGGCUUGACCGCAAUGGUCUUCAGGGUUCAAUCCCGCCUUUCGAUCAGACAAGUUUGAUUGGUUUCAACGUGUCGGGAAACCGCCUGGAAGGGAAGAUCCCGGAAACCGCUGCCCUGCAGAGGUUUUCGGAGAGUUCGUUUGGUGAUAAUCCGGGUCUGUGUGGAAAGCCUCUGGACAGACCUUGCCGGAUUCCUCCGCCGCUGCCGCCACCGCUACCUUCUCCGCCGCCGCCUACAAUGAAGAAGAAGAAGAAAGGUGUUGAGGUGUGGAGUAUUGCUUUGAUAGCAGGUGCUGGUGGUGCUCUACUCACUCUCUCCAUCAUGCUUGUUCUCUUCUGGUGUUGCUAUAGAAGGACCCUCAGAAAAAAAGAACAAAGUGAACAAAAAGAGAGGGUUCCAACGGAGCAUACUGAAAGGAGGAGUCCCUGGUCUCGUGGCCCAGAAGACCCAGAGAGAAGAGUGGAGCUGGAGUUCUUCAACAAGGAGGGCAUAACAGGUGGUUUUGAUCUGGACGAUUUAUUGAGAGCUUCUGCAGAAGUUCUGGGGAAGGGGAAGCUCAGCACGACGUACAAAGCGACGCUGGAAGGCGGGAGUGUUGUGGCGGUGAAGAGGCUCAGGCAAAUCAACUCUACGAGUAAGAAGGAAUUCAUCCAGCAGAUGCAAUUACUGGGGAAUUUGAAGCAUGAAAACCUUGUGGAGAUCAUCUCGUUUUACUAUUCUAGAGAUGAAAAGCUGAUUAUAUAUGAAUACAUCCCCCACGGAAGCUUGCACCAGCUGUUGCACGAUAACAGAGGAAUUGGGAGAGUUCCAAUAAAUUGGGAAGUAAGAUUAUCCAUUGUAAAGGACAUAGCCAAGGGACUCGCUUAUCUGCAUCACUCCUUACCAUCCCACAAGGCGCCCCACGGCAACAUCGCCUCCUCCAACAUAUUAAUCCUACAUAGAGACAACAACCAUCGCCAAGCUUACCAACCCAAGCUCGCAGAUUACGGCCUACUGCCCCUUCUCCCAUCGCGGGAAUCCUCGGCAAGACUAGCCGUGGCAAGAUCACCGGAGUUCUACCAAGGCAAGAAGCUGAGCGGCAAGGCGGAUGUGUACUGCUUCGGCAUUGUUCUUCUGGAGGUGAUCACGGGGAAGAGCCCCAGCGCCCUGCAGGCCUCGCCGGGAAACGCCGACGAUGGUGAUUUGACGGAUUGGGUUAAGGAGGUUGUGAACAAUGAUUGGUCUACCGAUAUUCUUGACUUGGAAAUACUUGCGGACAAGGAAGGGUACGAUGAGAUGUUGAAGCUCACGGACUUGGCUUUGCAGUGCACCGAUACGCAGCCGGAGAGAAGACCAACAAUGGGUCAAGUGUUGCGGAGAAUAGAAGAGAUUGAGGGUGAACGUGAAAGGAAACAGUUUGUGGAGUCCCAUGAAUCUCCCCAUCUUUCUUAA
Ipomoea triloba (trilobed morning glory) is the source of this 1869-nucleotide messenger RNA. Its product is annotated as probable leucine-rich repeat receptor-like protein kinase At1g68400. Gene Ontology annotation, biological process: protein phosphorylation. The transcript has 3 exons. The record is from RefSeq and is a predicted model, not a curated record. Gene Ontology annotation, molecular function: ATP binding; protein kinase activity. NCBI's taxonomy places the organism in Eukaryota, Viridiplantae, Streptophyta, Magnoliopsida, Solanales, Convolvulaceae. The coding region runs from base 1 to 1869 and encodes 622 amino acids.